Oenanthe melanoleuca is the source of this 13962-nucleotide messenger RNA. RefSeq names its product regulating synaptic membrane exocytosis 2 (gene RIMS2). Lineage: Eukaryota; Metazoa; Chordata; Aves; Passeriformes; Muscicapidae. The record is from RefSeq and is a predicted model, not a curated record. Gene Ontology annotation, biological process: regulation of membrane potential; regulation of synaptic plasticity; calcium ion-regulated exocytosis of neurotransmitter. Gene Ontology annotation, cellular component: presynaptic membrane; cytoskeleton of presynaptic active zone. The transcript is spliced from 40 exons. The coding region runs from base 356 to 6034 and encodes 1892 amino acids. Gene Ontology annotation, molecular function: small GTPase binding; transmembrane transporter binding.
ACCCAAACCACAGCGCUCCCGCGGCUAAUCCUGCCCUCUCCCCUCUCCCUUCCCACCCCGCCCCCGGCCCUUCCUCUCCCGGCGCUGCCCUCUCCCCUCUCCCCUCCCCGCUCCCUCUGCUCGCCCCCCGGGGCCCCUCCGUCCCGUCCUCCCGCUGCCGCCGGCGGCCCGGCGGGUGGGUGCGAGGUCGGGGCUGCCAGGCACCCCGCCCCUCCCCGGCUGGGCCGUCAUUCGGCUGCCGGUUGAUUACAGGGUAUUGAUUUGUAUGUGCUUCUCCCGGCGCCGGCCGCUCCCGCUGGUGCUGCUGGAGUUCGGGCAGCGCUUCUCGUAGCGGCGGCGGCAGCUCCCACCAAACAUGUCGGCUCCCGCCGGGCCCCGGAGCGGCCCCGCCGCUCCUCAGCCUCCUCCGGCCCCGCAGCCCGAGAUGCCGGACCUCAGCCACCUCACGGAGGAAGAGCGGAAGAUCAUCCUGGCCGUCAUGGACCGCCAGAAGAAGGAAGAGGAGAAGGAGCAAUCCGUGCUCAAAAAAUUACAUCAGCAAUUUGAGAUGUAUAAGGAGCAAGUGAAGAAGAUGGGUGAAGAAUCACAGCAGCACCAGGAGCAGAAGGGUGAUGCCCCAACCUGUGGCAUCUGCCACAAAACAAAGUUUGCUGAUGGCUGUGGCCAUAACUGUUCAUAUUGCCAAACUAAAUUCUGUGCGCGCUGCGGAGGGAGAGUGUCUCUGCGGUCAAACAAGGUAAUGUGGGUAUGUAACUUGUGCCGAAAACAACAAGAAAUCCUCACAAAAUCAGGAGCCUGGUUCUAUAACAGUGGAUCACAUGCACCACAGCAGCCAGACCAAGAAGGAAUUAGAGCUCUGAGGAAUGAGGAAGCACCUCAAGAGAAAAAAGCAAAACUGCAGGAGCAUCCACAGUACCAGGGACCACCAGGUGACAUAUCCACACAAGCUUUGGACAAAAACAGAUCUCAAGGGCUCACAAGACAAGACUCCAUUAAGAAUGGUUCAACAGUAAAGCAUCAAGUAACAAGUGACACAUCAGACAGGAAAAGAAGCCCUUCAAUAUCAAGAGAACAGAGCAGAAGAUACGACCAGAGGGACGAGAGAGACGAAUAUUCACAGUAUGCUACAUCAGACAGUGCGAUGCCCAGGUCACCAUCAGAUUAUUCAGAUAGGCGGUCACAGCGUGGGCCUCAGUUAUACGAAGAACCUGAACUGGGUGAUUAUAGAGAUUCCAACAGAAGGAGCCGCAGGCGUUCCAAGGAGUAUCCGGUAGAAGAAGAAGAUGCACAAAGCAGGGAGGAAUAUGAAAGGCAAAGGAGGGAAGAGGAAUACCAGGCACGAUACCGAAGCGAUCCUAAUUUGGCUCGUUACCCAGUCAAGCCACAGCCAUAUGAGGAGCAGAUGCGUAUCCACGCCGAAGUGUCCCGAGCACGUCACGAACGGAGACACAGCGAUGUCUCACUGGCAAAUACAGAGCUGGAAGACUCGCGGAUGUCCAUGCUCAGGAUGGAGCGGCCAUCAAGACAAAGAUCGGUGUCUGAGCGCAGGGCUGCCAUGGAAAAUCAACGUUCAUACUCUAUGGAAAGAACUCGAGAGGCUCAGGGACCAAGUCCCAAUCGUCAGAGGACCACAAAUCAUAGCCCUCCUACACCUAGGAGGAGUCCAAUUCCUCUGGAAAGACCAGACAUGAGGCGCUCUGAUUCUUUAAGGAAACAGCACCAUUUGGAUCCCAGUUCUGCUGUCCGGAAAACAAAACGUGAGAAGAUGGAGACCAUGUUGCGGAAUGAUUCCCUCAGCUCAGACCAGUCUGAAUCCAUCAGACCUCCACCACCAAAGCCCCAUAAAACGAAAAAGGGAGGUAAAAUGCGCCAGGUUUCAUUAAGUAGCUCAGAAGAAGAAUUGGCAUCCACUCCAGAAUAUACAAGUUGUGAUGAUGUAGAGAUUGAAAGUGAAAGUGUUAGUGAAAAAGGGGACAGUCAAAGGGGAAAAAGAAAAACUAGUGAGCAGGCAGUUUUGCCGGAUUCUAACGCCUUAUCCGAGAGGCAAAAGAGAAUGGUGAGCUUUGGUGGCCACUCCUUGGAAGAGGACUUGGAAUGGUCUGAGCCUCAGAUAAAAGACUCUGGGGUAGAUACGUGCAGUAGCACAACUCUAAACGAGGAACAUAGCCAUAGUGAGAAGCAUCCAGUCACUUGGCAACCCUCCAAAGAUGGAGAUCGUCUCAUUGGUCGGAUUUUGUUAAAUAAACGACUAAAGGAUGGAAGUGUGCCUAGAGAUUCAGGAGCAAUGCUUGGAUUGAAGGUAGUAGGAGGAAAGAUGACUGAAUCAGGUCGACUCUGCGCAUUUAUCACCAAAGUUAAAAAAGGAAGCUUAGCUGAUACAGUUGGGCAUCUUAGACCAGGUGAUGAAGUAUUAGAAUGGAAUGGAAGGAUACUACAAGGAGCCACCUUUGAGGAGGUGUAUAAUAUCAUUUUAGAAUCCAAACCUGAGCCACAAGUAGAGCUUGUAGUUUCAAGACCAAUAGGGGACAUUCCCAGAAUACCUGACAGCACACAUGCACAGCUGGAGUCCAGUUCUAGUUCAUUUGAAUCUCAAAAAAUGGACCGACCUUCUAUUUCAGUGACUUCUCCUAUGAGUCCUGGCAUGUUAAGGGAUGUUCCACAGUUCUUGUCUGGACAACUUUCAAGCCAAAGCCUUAGUAGAAGAACAACGCCUUUUGUUCCUAGGGUUCAGAUAAAACUGUGGUAUGACAAGGUUGGUCAUCAGUUAAUAGUGACCAUACUGGGAGCAAAGGAUCUUCCUUCAAGGGAAGAUGGGAGGCCAAGGAAUCCUUAUGUUAAAAUUUACUUUCUUCCAGACAGAAGUGAUAAAAAUAAAAGAAGAACAAAAACAGUAAAGAAAACAUUGGAACCUAAGUGGAAUCAGACAUUUAUUUAUUCUCCAGUUCAUCGGAGAGAGUUUAGAGAACGAAUGUUAGAAAUCACACUCUGGGACCAAGCACGAGUUCGAGAGGAAGAAAGUGAAUUUUUAGGAGAGAUUCUUAUUGAGUUAGAGACAGCAUUACUAGAUGAUGAACCUCACUGGUACAAACUGCAAACACAUGAUGUCUCUUCAUUGCCACUUCCCCAUCCUUCACCAUAUUUGCCACGCAGACAACUCCAUGGAGAGAGUCCCACACGGAGGUUGCAAAGAUCCAAAAGAAUCAGUGACAGUGAAGUCUCUGAUUAUGACUGUGAUGAUGGAAUUGGUGUUGUUUCAGACUACCGACAUAAUGGGAGAGAUCUUCAAAGUUCAACACUGUCAGUGCCAGAGCAAGUAAUGUCAUCUAACCAUUGUUCUCGAUCAGGGUCCCCUCACCGUGGAGAUAGUAUAGGACGGACUAGAUCCUGGUCUCCCAGUGUCCCUCCCCCACAAAGUCGGAACGUGGACCAGGGCCUGCGAGGGACGCGGUCGCCGGCUGCGCACUACAACACCCUGAACCGCAUGGACAGGCACCGCGGGAUGGAGGAGCACUACUCCCCCGACAGAGAGAGUCAUUAUGUUACUUUACCUCGUUCCUGGUACACCCAGUCCACAGAUCACCAUUACAGGGAUGUCAGCCAGGAUCACACAAUGUAUCCCCUGUUUUGUGAAGAUGCAAUCAGAUUGCUGCGCUCCCGCACCAUGUGCCGUACCUACUCUGAGGGUGCUUACUAUGAUCUCGAGAGGAGGACUAGGCAGGAGAGAAGAGUGCCUAAUUCAUAUUAUGAUGACACAGCCUAUACUCCUGAAAGGUGGUACAAUGGUGCAAGUUCAUGGGCAGAUGAUAUAGUCAAUGGUUCAGCUGAAAAAUAUGGCAAAGUUCCUAUAGCUAGUAGAAGAAUAAUAUGCCCAAGGAUUGAAAUCCAGCAACCAUCCACAGACACUGACAGAAGCGAGACAGUGGAUGUUUUUGCUGAUGAAGCUUCCUAUUCAGAAACAGAACUGAUAGAAGAACAAGUGAGGAAUUGUGAAGCAGCAGAUAGACAGCCAUAUCAAAGAUCCCGAUCAACAGAGCAACGUCCUGUGCUAGAGCGGACCAACUCCCGCUCCCGAUCCACAGAGCGUCCUGACUCAAACCUCAUCAGGUCGAUGCCUUCAUUAAUGACUGGAAGAUCUGCCCCUCCUUCACCUGCCUUACCGAGGUCACAUCCUCGAACUGGGUCUGUCCAGACAAGUCCAUCAAGUACUCCAGUAGUAGGGCGAAGGGGCAGGCAGUUACCGCAGCUCCCGCCAAAGGGCACCUUGGAGAGAAACAAUGGAGACAAGGAGAUAGAAUCUUAUGAAGCAGGAGAUGAAGAAAACAAGCAUACUGGAGUUCAGGAGGCAGAGGUCGAGGCAGACUGUGAGGAAAAACAUCAAACCCCUCCUGUUAAUGGGCGAAAAGAAGUUACAUGGGAGGACCAGCAGAAAAAGGUGAAUGGUACAAUAACUGAUGACAAACCAUUGCUGAAAAAGAAACACCAUUCUGAGACAGAAGAAGCGGAAUCAUCAAGGAGAACAAACUCAGAAGAAAAGAAAACAGAUCCAGAGAAUGGGGAUACAGGUGCAUUGGAUGUAGAAGAAAGGAAUCGCCAAAUGAAAAUGAGCAAGUACAAACAGGUAGCAGGAUCAGAUUCCAGGCUGGAACAAGAUUAUCAUUCUAAGUAUCGGGCGGGGCGGGAUCCCCACCGGGGCUCAGACAACGUGUCCAACAAGUCCUCGGACAGCGAUGUCAGCGACGUGUCGGCCGUGUCGCGCACCAGCAGCGCCUCCCGCUUCAGCAGCACCAGCUACAUGUCGGUCCAGUCGGAGCGCCCCAGGGGCAGCAAGAAGAUAAGAGGGACAAGGGAUAUAGAGGGGAAAAAAGAGGGAGGGCUGGAAGGGGAUGAACCAGAUGAAGUAUUUCCUGAGGAGGAAGAAAAACAGGAGGAGGAGGAAAAAGCAAAAAAGGAAGAAAUAAAUGAAAAAGGGGAAGGGCAAGAGGUGACAGAGAACUGUGAUAAGGAGGAGAUCAAAGAAUCAGGGCAUGAUGAAAAAGCUCAAGAAGACCAAACUGAGGAAGGGAAAGAGGAUGACAGUGUCUUUACAUCCAAAAUGCAAAGCAGACAGAUGGCCAUCUCAGGAAAGAACAUGACAAAGAGCACCAGCAUCAGCGGGGAGAUGUACACGCUGGAGAAGAACGACGGCAGCCAGUCGGACACGGCCGUGGGCACGGUUGGCGGCGGCAGCAAGAAGAGGCGCUCCAGCAUCGGUGCCAAGAUGGUCGCCAUCGUGGGGCUCUCGAGAAAGAGCCGCAGCACGUCACAGCUCAGCCAAACUGAAGCAGGGGGCAAGAAGCUGCGGAGCACCGUCCAGAGGAGCACGGAGACAGGGCUGGCCGUGGAGAUGAGGAACUGGAUGACCCGCCAGGCGAGCCGGGAGUCGACCGAUGGCAGCAUGAACAGCUACAGCUCUGAGGGAAAUUUGAUCUUCCCUGGUGUGAGAUUGGCUGCAGACAGCCAGUUCAGUGAUUUUCUGGAUGGGCUUGGUCCUGGCCAGCUUGUAGGACGACAGACUUUGGCAACACCAUCUAUGGGAGAUAUUCAGGUGGGAAUGAUGGACAAGAAAGGACAACUGGAAGUAGAAAUAAUCCGAGCCCGUGGCCUUGUUGUAAAACCAGGUUCAAAGACACUGCCAGCACCAUAUGUAAAGGUGUAUCUAUUAGAAAAUGGAGUCUGCAUAGCCAAAAAGAAAACAAAGGUAGCAAGAAAAACGCUGGAACCACUUUAUCAGCAACUCCUAUCAUUUGAAGAAAGUCCCCAAGGGAAAGUUUUACAGAUAAUUGUUUGGGGAGACUAUGGACGAAUGGAUCACAAAUCCUUUAUGGGAGUGGCACAGAUACUUUUAGAUGAACUGGACCUGUCCAACAUGGUGAUUGGGUGGUUCAAACUUUUCCCUCCUUCUUCCCUAGUAGACCCAACCUUAGCUCCUCUCACUAGAAGAGCUUCCCAGUCAUCUCUUGAAAGCUCUACAGGACCUUCGUAUGCUCGCUCAUAGCAGCUGUGAAACUGUUGUCAUAGCAACCAGCGUUACAAAAAAACAAAAUUACAGGUCGCAAACCCUGGUAACACUGCAUGCUUAAUGUUGUGUCUUCUGAGCCUGUUUCUAGGGCUGCAAGGCGAUCCUGUGUUCUCAAGGAAGUUGCACACAUUGUGCCCUACGGAAGGCCCUCAGGUGAUGGACUGAAAUCACGAAGAACUGAUAGGUGUGGAGUUCAGGGACUCAGUUCUGGUCCAAUCUGAAGCCAUGGACUAAACUAAAGAAAUCAAUCUGUUUCAUGCAACAAAAGUCCUUUUCAAUGGCAUAUCUGUUUUGUUGCUCCCAUUUCUUUAUUUAUCUGCCCUCCCCUCCCAAAGUUUGGUUAUGCCACAGAAGCAGAGUUACCCUCCCAUGAAGCCACAUCACAAGUCAGUGGAUUAGCAGAUGUUGGAAGAAAAGAAGAAUCUAAGGAUGCUGGAAAAGUCAACUGGCACUUGCAGCAGUUGCUUGAGAUCUGAAAACUCUUCAUAUUGAAAAGGUUCAAGACUUAAAGUGGCAGGCUUCAUACCUCCAGCUGUUCACACAGUGAACCCCAGACAUGAUGGACUCUCUGAAAAAUAAAAUUCUGUGGAUAUACUGUACUGUAUGAAAUUAAGAAACUUUUUUGCAUGGACACAGAUUUAGCUGAACACUUAAAUUAUUUUCUUGGGGCUGCAACUUGCAAAAAAAAGAAAAUAAAUCAGCCAUUUUCAACAGUUUAUAUUAUUUUUAAAAAUAAAUUUCACUAGUGCAUGGUUUUAAAGGGAAGAGAAUGCAAAGGGUGAUACAAAGACACACCACGUUUAUCAUUCUUUAAACCAGUCAUGGUCUGUGUUUUUGCAGACUUAUAUUAAAAAUAAAAAAUAAUUUCUAGCAAAUAUUUAAAAUUCUGUUUAUGUGACAAGAAAUAAGUGUAAUAUAUUAAAUUUAUUUAAAUGUAAAAGGUACAAGCCUUGUAAAGUUCAACAUAAUGUGCAAAUUGUACACUUCUUUUACCUCCUUCUUUCUCUAUCUCUCCUCCCAAUUUCCUUUCUUCCUUUUGCUCUUUUCCCCCUCUACCUCCCAGGAUGAUCAGCAUAUUCUAAAAUGGCUACCUUUUGACUUAUUACUGUCAUAUGCCCCAUAUUUGGUUCAGGGUUGCAGAUUGUUCUGCAUUUCUGAAUUAUUUGAGAAAAAUAUUGUUUAAGAGCUUACUUUUUUUCAAGCAUGUUGAAAAGGAUUUUGCAACAUGGCUUGGGAGUACAUUAAUGUAAUUCAGCAUGUAUUUGAUAAAGAAGAUAUUUGAACUUUUUCAAUUUAUUGUACAGUGCAUGGUAACUUGUUUUCAUUUUUUCUCACCUUCAAAUUGAAUUCUACAGCAAAAUACUGGAAUCAUGUGGCCAUUGUAAAAUGUCUUCAAUAAAUUUGUUUUCAGCACCAGCAUCUUUCAUUCAAAGACUGAACUAUUAUUUCUUGAAGGUUUUUGGACAGAGGAAAAAUUAAGUACCUGAUGGAUUUUUUGGAAACAAAUUUAAGCACUUUUAUUUGCACUAAACCAAAUUGCUACAUUUUUGAAAUAAAAGCAACAAGGGUUACAAAUCUAUACAGUUCUUCUGCUGUAAAGUUCAAUUUUCAUAAAUUACAUUUGCAUUGCAAAAGACAUAAUUAGGUAAUAUCAGUCUGGAAAGUAUCAAUCAGUCUUUGGUUUGUAAAACAGCCUUAAAGAAAGCCUGUCAGUACCACUGUGUCAGCUCUUUGACACCAUUACCAGAACCUCACUGCAGUAAUGGAUCUUCAAAACCCUGGGUUUUGUAGCAGGCAGUAACUACCGUGGGGUGGUGCUGCAAGUUCAAGCUUCUCAUUAAGUUGUGUUAUUUAAAGGGAAUGUAACUGGCUAAUUUUUAAUAACAAAAUAUCCUUUUUUUUUUCUUUUCCUGGGUCUUUGUAUGCCUUUAAUACCUACUUAAGGUUUAAUAUUGAAAUCUUGCAAUAAUUUUUUGAAGUACAUUACAUUCACCUUUAUGGCCACACAGAAUUACUCUGAUUUUAUUUGAAAAUCUACUGAAGUUUCCCAUUAACAAAUUGUACAUGCCUCUGAAGAGGGAAAAAGUAAUAACAGUAUCACUUAUAAUGCCUUUUACUUUGUGCAAUAUCAUAGAAAAUGAGAUUGUGUCUUGUCUGCAGAGUUUAAAUAAUGGAUUAUUGUUAAUUUAAUAGACAGAGUGGUAAAAUUGUAUUUAUUGAAAUAAUUUAGACACCUGUCUACCAGCAGCAAAUAAAUACUACUAACAUGCAGUCUACAAUAUCCCCUAGGAUAUUAAACAAAAGUACAUAACCAUUUUCCUGACACUGUGAGAUGUGCUCACACAUUCUUGUAUGCAUAGUCCUCUAUAAAUUAUUUCAAAUUUUAAAAUCAAGGACAUGACGCAUGGAAGGUUUGUACAUAAUUGUCAUUAUGCAGUAUUUAUUUUAAAAAAAUUAUUGUAUUUUUUUUAAUUUUCACACAUCUGCAAUUCUACUUAUGGUUUAGUCAUGUAAAUAGUACUAUUCCAGUGAUCACUGCUGUCUUGUAAAUAGUACGUUUUAAAAAGUUAAAAGGAAUUACAGUUGGGGAAAACAAAAAAAAAAGGGCAGAUUAGGCCUGUAAUGAACACCAACUAAUGUAAAUCAAACUCAUUCUGGUGAUGGUAUUUAACACUUUAAAUAAAACAUUUUCUUUACAGAAUUUGUGUGCAGAAUUUUGUUGCUUUUCUCUGAGGUGUCAGCAGCAUCCUUCCACAGCCUUCAGUGGGGCUGGAGGCCAGCAUCUCAGGAGCUGGAGGGCAAGCAUCCUUUCUUCUGCCAGCAGGGCUGCAGGGGAGAUGCCAGUGAAGAAUCCAGGCUCACUGGCAGGCUGGGGGAGGCCAGGUGUGCCCAUCACCCAGCAGCCAUGGGCUCUGUGCUCUGGCUGUACUCAGGCUGCCCCUUGCACAGGCUCCCAGGAUGGAGCUGCUCCAAGCUGCCAGUUCUGCUCCAGGGCAUGCUCCAGCUCCAAUAUAACCAGCACACCAAAUGUGCUGAGGCCAGGAAGUGCUCCCAGCAGCUGCUGUGGAGUGGUCCCAUCCAGUUAGACUUCCACCCUAUCCUAGAUACCAUCUAAUUAAUGUUAGCUGCCCUAUUUUUUUGUGAGCAGGGUACAAAUGAGGACAAUGCCCACCUGCCAGUGGUGGCUGCAAGGGCUCAUGUGCAGCUGCUGCAGAAGGGAGCAGUGGCCCAACACCUCCACAGCAAUGAGGGGUGUGUGGAGAUGGCAGAGUGGAGAAUUUAUCUCUACCUGACCCCUCAGAGGCAGCAUCAGCACAGGCAGUGGUGACUGGGCAAAACUUGAGCUCUUAGGACUUGGAAAUUUAUUGAAGAGUGAGAUGCUGACUGGCAGUUUGCACAGGAAGAUGUAUGUAUUUAUUUCCAGAUAUGAGAUGAAAGAAAAGCACUGCAGUUCUGUCAUGAGACAAAACCACCAAAAAAAGCAAGCAAAUAUAUUUUAGGCCAAGCAGUUGUGGGAAUUGUGAAGAUGGGAACUCCAUUUGUUGUUUUGCAUCUGCAAGUGGUUUGCUGGAGGAAGAGACCCAGAUUUCUGGUGUGUUAAACCAUCAACACCCAGCAGGUCCCUCUGCUACUGAUGACAUUUGUGUUGCAAGGGCAGGCAAGUCUCUGGGUGGGAACUGGACUAUAGGGGCAGGUGAGGCUGCACAUCACGGUGGGCAGCAAAACACCUCCUCCCACAGCUGAACAUGAGACCUUGUCUGUCUUUGGCACUUUGUUAGAAAUAUACACAAUUACACUCAGUCCUUGAAAAGAACCUUUAAACAGACCAAAAAAGCUACAACACUUUUCUAAAGGGUUCUACUCUCUGAGACAAUUUCUUGCUGUUUCCCCUCUCCAAUUUCUUAUUGUCUGUGUCCACUUAAUUUCAAACAAAACUAUUUUAAUAGUAACAGUACCACUUUAAUCACGACUACUAAACAUUGUGUGAGAUGGGGCAUUCAUCUGGUUAUGCUGGGAAGAGUUUGUGCCAAUAAAAAAGGCAGUAAAACGCCAUGGUGCCCCAACUGUGGGGCUUUUCUGUUUCCAUGCCUUCAGUUUUACAAGGCUUAAAUAGCAUGAUGUUUGCCAUUUGAGGGUGAGCAUGGGGGCAGCACAUCCCAACCAGCAAACCAUUGCAUUGUCUUUCCCACUACUAUAAAAUAUCUGUUCACAACUGUAUAAUAAUUAAAAUUUAAUAGUUAUUAUAUAGAGAUUUAAUAUGGCAUAAAAGGUAACAAAACAAUCGAUUUCAUAACUUCCUCGCAAAGUUAAAUAAUGUGUGGGACUCUAGAACAGUUUGUACUCUUCCCUUGGCUCAUAUCUGUGCAAUUCUCACCUCUCUGAUACCCAAACAGCAAAGAGCAGACACCAUAGCUGCAGAUAUCCUAGUCAGCUGCCAGUUAUGACUCCCCUCUCUGUCUCUUCCUUGGUAAGAAUUUACAGCAAUGCUUCACCAGGAGAAAGCAGCAAUGCAACAAAGAAGAUGCACAUGUGCCCAGCAAAGAAUGGUUCACCUUCAAAGGACAGGUUUGUGGAACCUAGCUUAGUUGACAAGAAAAAAAAUACAACUAUUUGCUACUAAUACAAAAGAUAAAUUAACUCCUGGAAUUAUUUGCUUAAUACCUGCCUAUUUUUGAUGUCUUGUUUAGGGUGAGAUGAGUCACGCUGGGGACAUCAGAUUCUCUCCUUCUCUCUCCAUUGGCCACAGAGGCAGAAAGUGAUAACUGGCUUGUGUUGAAUUUCUACCCUCAUAGCAUCUGUGCCUAGGAGAAGCAGAUCCAGGCAUAGUAGCCAGAAAUAUGAAUGAGGAUUCCAUAGUCCUUCAGUAGCAAGACCUAUCUGAACUGCCUGUAUAAUAAUCAGGACUGAGGGCAGCAGGCAGCCAAUAACUGAUGAAAGGAGGAAAUGGAUGCAAAUUAAUUUCCCAGAUCUGACACUGUCAUGUCAGGUCACUCCUCAGCCCAGACCCAGGGAGAAAGGGAAGCAGCCAUACUAAUUACUAAUGCCCUAAAAUAUGGCAUGAGGUCACGUGGAAAGGAAACAGCAUCCCAGAUCUGCAGAGAGUGCAGGGUGCAGGACUAAGGAAAAAUUUGUCAUAAGUGCUUGUCCUUUGUGACAAGCCUUCCAGGGGCCAGUGGAGGGGGAAUUGCUGAUCUCCUGUUUGUGGGGCACUGAUAGGACACAGGGAAAUGGAACACAUGGUCAAAGUUCAGAUUGAAUAUUAGGGAAAGGCUUUUCAACCAGGGGGUGGUCACUCACUGGAACAGGCUCUCAGGGAAGCAGUCAUGAGUCCAAGGAGUGUCUGGAUGAUGCCCUUAGUCACCUGGUUCCAACUUGAGAUAUUCCAUGAUUUCUUUGGACAGCCGUUAGGGCUAAUUUAAGAGUUGUUAUUCAAUGCCCUGUCUAGUUACAGUUUUGGUAAAAGAAAGAUCAGUGUUUUAAAGAUGAUAUUUAGAUUAAGGUGACACCAUUCAUGAAAUGAAAACAAACCAAAACACCAACACUUGCUAGGCCAAAACUCAACCAAUAGGUUGAUAAUGCUGAUAAUGCAAAUGACACAUGAAGAACAGGGCCAGUACUCCCCUUGUUAGUGCAUGUUAGCCUAGUUUGAAUGCCAAUAGCAGCCAAAAUUAUUACUAUUAUUGAUGACAAUUAAAAGAGACUUAGGUAAUGCUGAGGGAUUAAAUAAUGUGAAAUUAUCAAAGUAGCAGAUAUUUUAUUGAUAUCCAUUAUGAGCCCCCCUUUUGUUCCUGGUUAAUUAGUAUUUUAGCUGCAACAUUCCUGAAUACUGGCAAGACAGAUCCCUGAAGAUGAGGAAGAGUCAUUUUUAUCAGGCACCACCUCUCAGGGACCAGAACACUGAGAGUUCUGCUGCUUGGGAAGAAACUCAGUUAAGGAGCUUGAGGACUUUUGAAAUUUCUCCUUACAGUCUCCCACACAUCAGAAAGAACACAAAGAUUUUCUUUACCUAACAGUUUCCCAGCCCAUAUUCUGAUUCCAUACCAAAUUCUGAGCUGUGAUUCUGUGUUUUGGAAUUUGUACCCAAGACUCUCAGAUCUGCUAGCCUGGCCUUCCAGACACCUUGGUUGCCAUCUGCCACAUGCCUGAGGUGUCAGAGCACACAGUUACACAACCUCAUGCACAAACAAGUGAGUCCUGUCCUUCACUGUGCUUUGGCUGUAUGAGCACUGUGUUUUGGCAGCCAGCAGCUCUGGCUCUCUAGGAACAGCCCUGGGGUAGGAUGGCACUUCACCAACUUUAUUCUUCACUAGCAAAAACACAACUUGGAGAAUUGAUGUUUUUUAUAUAUCCUGAUGCACUUUGGCCAUUGAAAUAAAGUAAGAAGGGUAGAUCUCAGAGUCAGCCAAGAAGCAUUUGGGGAACAUGAAGGGAACAAGGCCACUUAAAUCAUUUAAAAUGCAUCUGCAUUUCUAAAUUGUCCCCUAACACAAGUCAGGUGAUAGACAAAAAAAUGUUGAAUAGAGAUACAGAGGUGACAUAUUCCUGUAAGCACCUUAAAAAAUAUUAAACAAAGCAAAACAGUGUUCGCAUAGUUCCCAGUUCUAAAGUUUCAUUAAGAUGAAAACCUAAAGAAAAUUAACAUAAGAAUCUUCAUUUUGGGUAGCUGUGAAUACUUCUCAUUUCUAACCUGGGAUUUCUUGUUUUUAAUUAGCAUGGUAUUAGUAAAAAUCACAGCUUCUCUGUGGCUGUGGGACUAGUUUCUUUAGUUAUGCAUGUUUAAGUACAAACAUAUUUUUAUAUUGUUUUCUUUACCUGCUUAGGCACAGUUUUUAUUUCUUUUUUUUUUUUUUUUUAAGAAUGAUCCAGAACCAAGAUGCUUCCUUGUGACUUUUCCACAGCUCAUGCAUGUCAGAUACUUAAAAUACAAGCAGGUGUCUUAGGCAACAGAUUCAGAAUAUAGUUUUCUUACACCCUCAGCAGCUUUGCUUUCCUAACUAGUGCUGAGUUACAAACUUAGUGUGACAGCUGGGUGUCAGCAUCAAGCCACAGUUACAGUCCAAGAUGGAUACCAGGCUGUGCUCAGCAUCUGAUUUAGGUGAAACUCAGAGGGCCAGAAUUAAGAGUCUAUUUAAUUGCACUCAAUGAAAAGAGACAGGAGGAUCUCCAAGGCAGCUGUAAUUUAGGAUCUUCUGGAAAACCAUUUUGAACACUUUUCACUAUCAGCUGCAUAUGAAGGCAGUUCAGCUUCCAAGGCAGGCAAUGCAAAUAGCUCCUAAAAUGAGCAUGCCACUCUCUGGGUAAGACACAGAAGAAUAUCAGGUCCUUAUUCCCUUCAGUACUUUUUGCUCCCAGAAAACAUCUGGGAAAAUCUCCCUCUGAGAACCGAAUGACAAUGAAAUUAAACAUUGUGAAAGCAAAAACGUGGGGAAGAGCAAAAUGGACCCACUGAAACUUCUCCAUCCACUCAUGCCAGCCUCAGCCCUUCAGCCCUGGCUGACCUUGGCCUCGGUGAGAUUUGGUCAUCUUCCUGCUCUCAAGCAGCUAUUGAGUUCCAUUUGCAGACAGCAAGGUGUCAGCUGGCUGCUGGAGCCCUAGAGCAGCUUGGUCCUGUGUCCCUGCUCCUUCAGCCUCUGGUCCUUGCUCAGUGGGGUCACAUCUGCCCUGCUCCCUGCAGCCAGCUCUACUUGCUGCCAUGGAGAGCCAGCAGCAUGGCUUGCUUUGCAUCCAUACACCUGGACUCUCUUCCUUUCUCCUGCCUCUUCCCUGCCUCUAGUAAAGCUUUCCUUUCCCAGAUUUCUGGGAACAAGGGCUCGCCAAUGCCUUAACAAUCAGUCCUUUACAAACUGGGAACACAACACUUCUUUUGCCAAAUUUGAAGCCGGUUCUUUCACUCCAUGUGGUCU